This is a messenger RNA of Candidozyma auris, 1017 nucleotides long. RefSeq names its product SDR family oxidoreductase. The transcript has a single exon. Gene Ontology annotation, molecular function: oxidoreductase activity, acting on the CH-OH group of donors, NAD or NADP as acceptor. Lineage: Eukaryota; Fungi; Ascomycota; Pichiomycetes; Serinales; Metschnikowiaceae. Bases 1 to 1017 code for a protein of 338 amino acids. The record is from RefSeq and is a predicted model, not a curated record.
AUGCCUGAGUCGAUUUUCGUUUCUGGAGCCACAGGAUUUAUUGCCCAGCACUUGAUCAAACUCUUGCUCGAAAAGGGCUACAAGGUUGUCGGUACCGUGAGAUCCGAGUCUAAAGGUGCUCACUUGGCCAAAUUGUUUAACUCAAGCGACUUCACGUACGAAAUUGUGCCUGACAUUACCCCCGAGGGAGCUUUCGAUGAGGCGUUGAAGAAGCAUCCAGAAGUUACUGUGUUCUUGCACACGGCCUCUCCAUUCCACUUCAAUGCUACCAAUGUCGAGGAAGAAUUGCUUAAGCCAGCUGUCAAUGGUACUAAGAAUGCCUUGAAGGCCAUUGAGAAGUACGGUCCCCAGAUCAAAAAGGUGGUUGUAACUUCGUCGUACGCUGCAGUCUCCACGUCUGAGAAGGAGUUCGACGGCUCUCACACCAACAACGAGGACUCGUGGAACGACAUCUCAUGGGAGGAUGCCAAAAAGGACCCUUACAUGGGUUACCGUGGAUCCAAGAAGUUUGCUGAGAAGGCUGCCUGGGACUACGUUGAGCAAGAGAAGCCCAAGUUCAUAAUCAACUACGUGAACCCCUCAUAUGUUUUCGGCCCCCAGGCCUUUGACUCCGAGCUCAAAGAUAACCUCAAUACAUCUUCAGAGAUCCUCAACAGCUUCUUGAAGUUGAAGGCUGACGCCAAGGUUCCCGGCACCAGGGGUGGCUUUGUGGAUGUCAGAGAUGUCGCUAAGGCCCACAUUGUCGCUUUUGAGAAGAACAUCGCCAACCAAAGGUUGUUGCUUAACGCCGGCAGAUUUGCUGCCCAAGACAUUCUUGAUAUUUUGAAUGACAAAUUCGAGUCCUUGAGGGGCCAGAUUCCAAAGGGUACCCCCGGAGCUGGAAAGGCUGUGAAUGAGAAGAUGUGCAAGAUCGAGAACGAGAGGACUAAGGAAAUCUUGGGCUUCAAGUUGAUUGACUUGGAGACCACCGUUUACGACUCUGUCAAGCAGAUCCUCGACGCGAAGGCUAAGCUUUAA